CUUGUUGAUACCAAAGAAGUCACCGAAGAGGAUUUAACAAAGUAUCGACAGGUACAUAAUGUUCACUACGAGACAAAGAUGUUUUCAAGUAAUGACUCUGAAGCGUUGAAAGAUUUGCUGAACAACGAAGAUUACAUUGACAGAAUAAAUGACCAAUUUCUGUCUAAAUUUUUAUUUACCGUUGACCAGCAUUCAUGUAUAACAAACGAGGAGUUACAGAGCCACAUGAAAGUUUCAACACUUAUUGAUGAGAUGCAAAAAUGUGGCGAGAAAGUUUAUAAAUGUUUCAAAAAAGUACUCGUAUCUUUAGAUAUCGAGGGUGUCUUACAAAAUCUUGAGUACGAGAAACAGAAAAGGACACUUGGAAAACGUGAACACAUGUCAGGAAGUGAGUCCGACAUUGACUGUAGACAUAUAGUGAAGAAGAAGAAACUAGAUAAAAAUGUUGAAUAUGCUGUUGUAAGUUACAACAGAAAGGAUGAGAAAGUUAAAACUGAAUUUGAACAAAUAGGCCUUAGCAUUGAGAAUUUUGAAAAUGGAUCAAUAAUCGUCACCUUUAGUGCAAAAGACACAUUGGCAUGGGAGAGGUUAAAACAGUAUUGUAAGCGAGGUAAUAUAGAUCGUCUAGUGAAGGAUAUAUUUAAUCAUGAAGGUAUACCAGAGAAACUUGAAGAUGGAAAGUUCAACAUGAAAUUGUCGAUAUAUGAAUCCAAAGAAAGUACAUCAGAUCAGAAAAAUGGAAUUUUGGUUUUGGAAACAUAUGACGAAACAUCCGAAACAAGUAAAAUAGAUACACCCAAUGAUCCAGUAACUGAAGUUUUGUUAGAAGAACUUGACAUAACAGAUGAUCUUUUGAAAUUUUUGAAAAAGGAAUGUCUUGUUGACAUCAACAUUGAAGAUGAAAUAAAGAAAGAACUUGGAAGAAAACAGAAAGUCCAUUGUCUAUUGCAAAACAUUCUAAAACAUGAUAAAGAUGGGUAUACUAUACUGACGGAAUCAUACAUCAAAAGCAAUAAUGAUUAUCUGCACAAGGUUUUGAUGGAGAAAAAUAACUUAAACCAAAUACAUUCCGGGCUAGAAAAAAGUAGGGUGAUGGCAAAAGAUCCGAGAAAAGACUUUGAGAUGCUGUUAUAUCGAUGUACUGCUACAUUUGGAAUAGAAACAGAAGAUUCAGCGAGGAAGAUGGAUCCUGGAAACAGGAGCAUCACCUGCUUGGGAACUACUGAUUCACAAUGUUUCUUUGAUGACAGAAGAAGUGACAAAGACGGUGGUCAUGACAAGAGAAAAGAAAAGAGUAUCAAUUUAGGGAGUCCAAUAAUGCCUAAGAAAAUAAAACAAGACGAGGACAAAGAAGAAAAAGAAAGACGAAAAAGGGAAUCAAAGGAACGAAAGAUGUCGUUAAGACGAAGGAAGAAGGAAUCAAAAUCAUAGAGAAAAAAAUCAAAUAUUGGAUUUUAUGUUUGGUUCAUUUUUUUCCACAAUGGAUUGGGAUACGCAAAAUAUAAAAGCCCUAAAUGGUGUAUUUUUUGUUUGUUUGAUUGUUUUGUUCAAGAACUUUAUUCAGUACGUUAUUUCAACUUAAGUUUUGAUUUGAUUUUACACAUUCAGGUACUUUGGUGAGCUUUAUAUAUGUUUAUAUAUCACAAUGGUUAUAUUAACUGUGUGACAUAAAGCCAACAUCAAGUGAAUAUAACAGUCUUUGUUAAUUGCUUGCACACAAAUCGUUAUAACAAUUACUUUUAUAUCAUUAUGUAAUAUUAUAUGUACUCAAAUGUUUUUAAAGAGUGUUUAACGUCAUUUUACAAUCAUUUCGUCUGCUUUCCGUAUGUUUUCAUAUAUUUCUAUGCUUGCUUGAAACAGUUAAGUAGGUAAUACCCUCUCAUUUUCUUUCUUUUUUAUUUAAUAAACACUAAAUGAAGUUAGUCCACAUUUCUCUACAGGUUCAACAUGUUAAGUUUGGGAUAGGUAGUUAUUUAGAUUGUACAAUUUGUUGAGCGUUUAGAUAUAUUUUAUGUUAAGAAAAGAUUGUUUGCAUUUUUGAAUUAUUGUCUUUUAUCUCUUAUCACACUGCGCAAACUCAUGCAAGAAAAAACAUGUUUAUUAAGUUAUUCCUUAUGAAUAAAAUGUAACCCUUAAAAUUAUUGAAAUACAUUUUUCAUGAAAACAUUGCGAUAGUAUUUUCAAAUUGCACUUCAAUUUAAAACAUUUUAAUACUAACUUUAACAGUGUAGAGGAAUGUGUAAGUGCGUGUUGACAUACUGUAACUAUAAAUCAUUUAAUUUUUGUUGUGUCUCUAACAAGCCUAAGUUUAUUUGUUUCAGUUGUUAAAAUCUGGAAAAGGGAAAUACCUCGAAAUUAAUAGACAUAAGAAUAAAAGUUGAACAUUGCUGACUUCGUUUCAUUUAGUCUUUUCAUAUGGAAAAUGAAAGUUGAAUCGUUUCACAUGUCCCUAGCAUCGUCUUAAACAGUAUAAAUUCUUCCAUAAGAUUAAAUUUUUAGAUCAAUGAUCCAAAUGGAUCUUACAAGUAUAAGAACACUCGGAUAAGGUAUGGGUAAGUAUGUUAACAAACCUCGCAGGAUCUUCCAUUGUAAACAGAAAAUACCACAAGUAUAAAUCUAUUGAAGAAAUUAGACAGUGUUUCAUGACCAGCAAAACAACUGUUUUGAUUUAAAAUGCCCCUUCCAUUAUUUUUCACGCUUUUGCUCAUAAAUGGAAUCAUGCUUACUAGACCUUCUAAACACACAUCAAAGAAUAAUCUUAUCAUGGUAAAUCUAUAAUUGAUUAUGUACUGUACUAUGGUAUCAUUUACACAUAUUCGUAACUUAAUUGUAUAUUUUUCUAAAUCCUUUUGCUUGUCAGCACAAUUUCAAUUCAUUGAAAACUAUUAUUUAUUACGCUUUAGAAAGUAUGCAAAGUGUUUGAAAACAUUUCAAUAAAAUAUGUAGUUGUAUAUGACUUUUGUUAAUGAGCAUGAAGUAAUAUGGUAAUCCUUCAAAUUUCUGUUUUAUAAUCAUUGUCCUGUCUUAAAAUGA
This is a messenger RNA of Ruditapes philippinarum (Manila clam), 3033 nucleotides long. RefSeq lists its product as uncharacterized. Lineage: Eukaryota; Metazoa; Mollusca; Bivalvia; Venerida; Veneridae. The record is from RefSeq and is a predicted model, not a curated record. The coding region runs from base 79 to 1431 and encodes 450 amino acids. The transcript has 11 exons.